Penicillium waksmanii is the source of this 1062-nucleotide messenger RNA. Its product is annotated as alpha/beta hydrolase. Lineage: Eukaryota; Fungi; Ascomycota; Eurotiomycetes; Eurotiales; Aspergillaceae. The transcript has 2 exons. The record is from RefSeq and is a predicted model, not a curated record. The coding region runs from base 1 to 1062 and encodes 353 amino acids. Gene Ontology annotation, molecular function: hydrolase activity.
AUGGAUCAAUACAAGACAAAAGAGGAUGUACUCAAAAUGGGUAUCAUCGACCCAGAGCUUGAAGAAGUCCUUAAACAUGCUCCACCUCCCAAGUUCGACUUUUCGCUACCAGUUGAGCAAUUGCGGGGAAUGGUUGACGCCAUGGAGAACAAGCUAUAUGAGACUUGCCCAACAUUCGAUACGCAGGAAUCUGUGAUGAAUAUCCCAAUGCGCGACGGACACCAAAGCGAACUGAACAUCAUAAAGCCGCUCAACUCGUCUUCGGUCAAUCCAGUGGUGGUACUCAUAUUCGGUGGAGGUUUCGUGAUGGGAUCCAACACUCAGUGCAUCAACUGGGCCCGCGCGAUCGCACACUUAUACAAAGCUACGGUUGUUCAACUCUCCUAUCGUCUGGCGCCGGAGCACAAAUUCCCAUUUGCCCCGAACGAUGUAUGGGACACUGUUAAAUGGAUAGCUGUCAACCCAUCAGCUCUCGAUGCAGACCUUUCCAAGGGGUUUGUGAUUGGUGGCGGAUCGGCUGGUGGUAAUCUCUCCAUCGUCACUGCUCAUCAUGCAGCAAGAGAAAAGCUUUCUCCACCGAUCACCGGAGUUUUGACCAGUGUCCCAGUGUGCACCAGUGAAGAGACACUGCCGGCGAAAUACAAAGCGAUGUGGUUAUCUCGAGAACAAAAUGCGAAUGCUCCUGGAAAUCCAGGUCUUGACUCAAAGUCUAUUGGAGGGUACGAGGCUCUUUACCAGCAAGACUUUCUGUCUGAGCAUUUCACGCCCUUCACCACACCACUUCCAUGGUUUGACUUGGCUCUUCCUCGAACGUAUGUUCAGAUCGCCGGGUUGGACAUUCUUCGCGAUGAUGGUCUGGUUUAUGCAAAGGCCCUAGAAGAAAGCGGGGUCGAGGUCAAGCUUGAUGUUUAUCCUGGUAUGCCGCACGGCCAUUUCAAUAUCUGGCCUCACUUGAAGCAGUCAAUCAAGUCUCAGGAGGAUACUGUCUGGCAUAUUGGAUGGCUUCUGCGCCAGGAACUACCCAGGGAGAGAGUGAACGAACUAGUAGCUAGAAUGAUAUAG